Colossoma macropomum (tambaqui) is the source of this 2341-nucleotide messenger RNA. RefSeq names its product purinergic receptor P2X, ligand-gated ion channel, 8 (gene p2rx8). Bases 862 to 2097 code for a protein of 411 amino acids. The record is from RefSeq and is a predicted model, not a curated record. Gene Ontology annotation, molecular function: purinergic nucleotide receptor activity; extracellularly ATP-gated monoatomic cation channel activity. Gene Ontology annotation, cellular component: plasma membrane; nuclear inner membrane. The transcript has 12 exons. Gene Ontology annotation, biological process: response to ATP; monoatomic cation transmembrane transport. NCBI's taxonomy places the organism in Eukaryota, Metazoa, Chordata, Actinopteri, Characiformes, Serrasalmidae.
ACAGCGUAUGCCAAACCAAUCUUUAGAGAUUCCCUGAGCCAGUCCAUGUUUUGCUGUGUUCCUGCUCCCACCCACAUCUGUGCCUUGUAGUCACUGUUGACAGAGCAAAAUGUGGACUGGCCCAGAAGUUUUGAAGUAUGCUAUUUAAAAAAUAAUACUCAAUUCAGAACUGCUUUAGGAGAGUCGUAGGACUACUACUUCCCAAAUGCCAAGGAAUAUUUAUAUACAUUUUCAUUAUUUAUUGAAACACAUACAAGUUGAAGUACAUUUAUUUAAAAGGGAGCACCAACUGAUAAAUAACAACAACAACAAUAUGAUAUGAGUAAAUAUGUGUACAUAUAUUUUCUUUACUUUACUUUAUAUUGUAAGCUAAGGUGACAGGGUGGUUAUUUUUAAUUUUUAAAUUAAUACAUUGAGGCCACAAAUUGCUAUGUUGAGGUCAUGAAUUAAUAUAGUGUGGCCACAAGUUAAGUUUCUCAUAACUCGUGGCCUCAAUGUGUUUAUUUGUGGCCUCAAAAAAUCACCAUACAUCGCAUAUCACAUACAUAUUUGGAUGUGAAGAAAUAUUAUGCUAUAUACUUUUGUUCUGUGUGGGUUUCUUCAGGCGUGUUGGGAGUUGGCACGGAGUAAAAUGUGGAGUGGCUCGGAAUCCUGGUGGACCGGAUUGUAAAAACGCUGGGCGCUCCCUCACUGAGAAAAGUGUGAGAGGAGGAGAGUGAGUCCUGGGGUGAGCAGUCAGCGGUGUGAGCUGUGUGAUGGUCGCUCUCUCUGAGUUUGUGCUCUGUCAGCCUCCGGCUGCCGCAGCGCCUUCAGAGGCAGCCUAGCCGGACAGGCAGCGAGUUAAAGACACCCAGCACAGACAUGGCACUGGACUGCAGAGGAGUUCUCCUCUCUGCCUUCGACUACAAGACGGAGAAAUACGUUAUCGCGAAGAAUAAGAAGGUCGGAGUUCUGUACAGACUCAUUCAGCUGUCUCUGCUCGGCUAUAUCAUCGGCUGGGUGUUCGUGAUGAAGAAAGGCUACCAGGAGACUGACGAAUCUAUUCAGAGUUCAGUCAUAACCAAAGUGAAAGGGGUUUUACUCACCAACACAUCAGGCACAGGACCACGACUCUGGGGGCCGGAAGACUAUGUGAUCCCACAACAGGGAGAGGCAGUGCUUUUCAUAACCACCAACUUCUUGGAAACACCAAAUCAGAGAUUAGGCUACUGCGCUGAGAGUUUUAAGGUAUUAGAUGGCCGCUGUAGGGAGAAUGGAGACUGUCCAGAGGGAGAGGCAGUUAUAGCUGGCAAUGGAGUUAAGACUGGACGCUGCUUGAAGAAAGACAGGAACUCUACUGGUACCUGUGAGAUAUACGGCUGGUGCCCCAUUGAAAGAAGCCACAGACCAGAUGUGCCUUUAUUAGGAAAAACUGAAAGGUUUACCAUAUACAUAAAGAACUUCAUCAGGUUUCCCAAGUUUGGCUUCUCAAAAUCAAAUGUCUUAGAGACAGCCACGGACACAUAUCUGAAGAAGUGUUUGUAUGAUGAGGUUGCUCAUCCAUACUGCCCCAUAUUUCACCUCGGAGAUAUUGUCCGUAGAGCCGGAUAUGAUUUUCAAGACAUGGCCCUGCUGGGUGGGUCAAUCGGAAUCCUAAUUGAGUGGCAUUGUGACCUGGACAAAGGCUACUCAGAGUGCCACCCCCGCUACACUUUCACACGGCUGGAUGUCAACGCCAUGCCCAACUCAGUCUCAUCUGGAUACAACUUUAGAUACGCCCGCUACUUCAAAAAUGCUGCUGGAGAGACUCACAGAACGCUUUUAAAGGUGUAUGGGAUUCGCUUCGACAUCCUGGUCCACGGCAAAGCUGGAAAGUUUAAUAUAAUUCCCACAAUUAUAAAUCUAGGCUCUGGUCUCGCCUUAAUGGGUGCUGGGAGCUUUUUCUGUGAUAUGGUGCUUCUAUAUAUGAUGAAGAAGAGUACCCUAUACAGGGAGAGGAAAUUUGAAAAAGAUAACAAGUAUGUCCUACAAACACACAUACAUAACCACGAGUCACAGUUAUUGGCACCCCUGCAUUUAGUUUUGCACAACCCCUCUCUGCCACCUUUACAGCAAUGAGUCUUUUCCUGUAAUACUGAGACGAGAAUAUAAUGAGAAUAUGUCAUUAAACACACAUGAUUCAGCCCAUCAGCUAAUUAGCAAGGCCUUCGUGAACUGAAUUCAGAGUGUUAGAUGAGGGUAAACACUAAUCUCCACAGCUUUUUGGCCCAGAAGGUUUGACAUGCCUGUUUUAGAUCAUGGUCCUGCUGGAAGAUCCAGCUAUGACCCAGAGUUAGCUUAUAGGCAGAAGCAGCCAAAUUUU